Prosopis cineraria is the source of this 613-nucleotide messenger RNA. RefSeq names its product ethylene-responsive transcription factor 13-like. The record is from RefSeq and is a predicted model, not a curated record. Bases 25 to 570 code for a protein of 181 amino acids. Gene Ontology annotation, molecular function: DNA-binding transcription factor activity; DNA binding. Lineage: Eukaryota; Viridiplantae; Streptophyta; Magnoliopsida; Fabales; Fabaceae. Gene Ontology annotation, biological process: regulation of DNA-templated transcription; ethylene-activated signaling pathway. The transcript has a single exon.
ACACAAUCCUCUUCAACAAGAUCCAUGAUUAAGCAUUUCAGCGAAUCAUACAUGUCCGGAUUCAAUUAUCUCUCUUAUCCUCAACAUUCUUCCACAUUAGCAGCAAUCAGGCAGCACCUUCUCGGCAACGAAAUGACCGACCAGCUGCCUCCAUCUUCUCCAGCAACACUUUCCGACGACAUCUCAUUGCACGGCCAGAGCUCAAUGUAUGACAGUCAUUGCAUCAGCGAACUAGUAGUUCCUGAUGUUUCCACCAUUAAUAACAAUAUCAGUGCAGAUGCUGCAGUGGCGCUUGAGGGUAACGCACCUCCAGUUGAGCGGUGCUACCGGGGUGUUAGGAGGCGGCCUUGGGGGAAAUACGCAGCAGAGAUCAGAGAUCCGGCUAAAAACGGCGCUAGGGUUUGGCUCGGAACUUUUGAUACAGCUGAGGAUGCAGCUAUUGCUUAUGACAGAGCAGCUUAUGAGAUGCGUGGAGCUAAAGCCAAGCUUAAUUUUCCUCUCCUUGUGGGCUCCAACGUGUGGGAUUUCGGUUCGACCGAGCCGGAAGCGGGGCAUGGCCGGCGGCGGUGAGGAGUAUUCUUCAAAGCUUAAGCGGAUAAGGAAGAGUGAGGCC